This is a messenger RNA of Trypanosoma grayi, 1266 nucleotides long. RefSeq names its product cytidine triphosphate synthase. The coding region runs from base 1 to 1266 and encodes 421 amino acids. The transcript has a single exon. Gene Ontology annotation, biological process: S-methylmethionine cycle. The record is from RefSeq and is a predicted model, not a curated record. Gene Ontology annotation, molecular function: S-adenosylmethionine-homocysteine S-methyltransferase activity. Lineage: Eukaryota; Euglenozoa; Kinetoplastea; Trypanosomatida; Trypanosomatidae.
AUGGGUGGGCCUCCACAUGCCAGUGGCGUUCUCGUGGCGGACGGGGCAAUGGGAACAGUGCUGGAAAGCUGGGGAGUAGAGUUCGAGAGGGCAGGGCCUAUGUGGUCAUCCUCUGUUCUUUUAUCAGAUGAGGCUUUGGUGCAGCGUGUUCAUCAGGCGUACGUCGAUGCCGGGUGUGAUGUGUUGCUGACGUGCACGUACCAAAUGUAUGGAGAGGGCUGCGCGGCAUCGGAAGUCAGUAUGACGGAACUGGUGGAUCGAGCCGUCCGCACGGCACGCCGCACCAUGCCGGCUCGAAAAGAAGCAAUACCAACAACAAAGGCACCAGUGGAAGCAGCAACACUGAAAGCCGGCAGGAUGAUUGACGCUGUUGGUGUAUUUUCCCCCGCGAUUUCCUCCGCGGGAGGGGACGCGACAGAGAGGACUAUUUUGCUCGCUGGAAGCCUCGGGCCCUACGGUUGUUCACUUCCUAAUGGUCAAGAGUACCGGGGCGACUACGAUGUGGACGACUCGCUCAUCGAGGCGUUCCACGGCGGGCGUCUGGAAGCAUUCACAGAGCAGUUGGGAGAAGAGACACAUCUUAAGGUGGAUUUCUUGUUGUUUGAGACAUUUCCACGCCUAGACGAGGCUCUUGGGAUUAUUGCGUGGAUGCAGCGGCGUGUGUCCUUUCGUGCUGUGCCAGUGUGCUUCAGCUUUGUCGCAGCAGCAAUAAAGUCAUUCUUCCCAGAGGAUGGUGAUAAUAGUGCAUUGGAGGAGUGGUGGAGGAGUGCCACGGCGUCCGCUCAUCUUCCAGACGGUAACACGUUUGAGUCUGUUCUCUAUGCCCUGCAGAAGUGUCACCCGUUCCCUUUGGCAGGUAUCGGCUGCAACUGCGCUGGGCCUCUGGAGGUAGGACUCGUGGCGAGCGCCAUGCUCAACCGAAAGAGGUGCACCGAGAAGGAGCCGGCUCUCGCACUGCUGCUUUCACCCAACUCGGGCGAGACAUACAAAGACGGGCAGUGGUAUCAUACGCCCCAGGCAUUGCGAACUGCGGACACGAAGGGAAGCAGCAGCAGCAGCAGCAGCACUAGGAGCAGUUCACUGUUAGAGCUGCAGAGAAAAUUGGCACAGGGUGGUGGGGACGUGUGUACAUGCGUGCAAUUUAUCAUGCAGCUGCUGCAACAACGGCCUGCGGCGAAUGACUGGCUGUUCAAAGUGGUUGUUUUUGGAACGUGUUAUCGCUCAACACCAGAGGACACUGCGGCAUUGAAAGCGAUGUGUUGUUGA